Morus notabilis is the source of this 704-nucleotide messenger RNA. RefSeq names its product pathogenesis-related protein PR-4. Gene Ontology annotation, biological process: defense response to bacterium; defense response to fungus. The coding region runs from base 66 to 500 and encodes 144 amino acids. NCBI's taxonomy places the organism in Eukaryota, Viridiplantae, Streptophyta, Magnoliopsida, Rosales, Moraceae. The transcript is spliced from 2 exons. Gene Ontology annotation, molecular function: RNA nuclease activity. The record is from RefSeq and is a predicted model, not a curated record.
ACAAAUAAUCUCACAAUAUACCCCAAUAUCAACACAGUUUGCAACAACUUUAAGAGUAGUCAAAAAUGGUGAAGAUGAUCGGCCCAUGGGUGGCAGCGUUCUUGCUCUCAAUGGUGGCAAGUGCAUAUGCCCAGAGUGCGACUAAUGUGAGAGCCACAUACCAUCUCUACAAUCCACAGCAAAACAACUGGGACUUGAAUGCUGUGAGCGCCUUCUGCGCCACCUGGGACGCCAACAAGUCAUACGAAUGGCGCAGCAAGUAUGGUUGGACCGCCUUCUGCGGACCCUCCGGCCCUACUGGCCAAGCGGCUUGUGGCAAAUGCUUGAAGGUGACAAACACAGGAACAGGAAGUGCAGUAACGGUGAGAAUAGUGGAUCAGUGCAGCAACGGUGGGCUAGACUUGGACGUGAACGUGUUUAACAAGAUUGACACCGAUAAGAAAGGUUAUGAGAGAGGCCACCUUAUUGUCAACUAUGAUUUCGUCAACUGUGGUGACUAAAAUUAAUUAACCACAACUAGUGUACUGCUUUUUUUGUUCCCAUCUUUUACUAAAAUAAAACUUACUACAUGACGAAUAAGAUAAAUCAAUGGAUCUGCUUCUUGAUCAUCAAGAAGUGUUUGACUGUAAUGUCAUCGCAUCUAGCGGUGCAGAAUGUGUAGUAUUAUUACAUGGGAAUGAAUAAACAUUUCAUUGUAAUUUUUA